AGUCUCCCGCUCCGCUCCCCCAAAACUCUCCGCCCUGCCCUAAAAACCCUCGCACUGCAUCUCCCUCAAUUCCUCUCCCUCGUAUAACCAGGAAAAAUCCCUCUCUCCUUUCGCCAACCUCGGACGUCGAGAUUCCUACAGCAAAAUGCUUUUGAAGUGAAGCUUCGUUGCCUGUCUUUCUUCACCGAGCAAGAGAUCAGAGUAUCUAAAUUUUUCCUUUCGUUUCGUCCUCUUCUUCGUUGUUCUUUUUAUCCUCAGGAAGGUAGUUUUUUUUUUCCAACUCGUUUUACUCUCGAAGGCCGGAUUUAACGCGGAUUCGAGGCAGAGGAAGGCCCUCACAGCAGAUAUGCCGCCGGAGAAGAGAACCACCUCAUGCCGCCAAGAGGAGGAUCGAAUCAGCCAGCUCCCAGACGAAAUCCUUCUCCUCAUCCUCUCACGUCUGGGUAUUCAAGACGCGGCCGCCACCACUAUCCUUUCCAAGAGGUGGAGGCACCUCUUCUACUUCCUUCCCUGUCUCCAAUUCAGCGGCUUCUACGAUUAUAAGUCAUCAUUAAAUAACCCUGGCCGUGAGUAUGCCACUAUAGCUCAUGUCCUCUGCUCCCGCCGCUGCCCCCUCAAGCGCUGUAAACUUUACGCCGAUUCCUAUGAAAACUUGGACAGAGAUAUGCAUCGCAUCAUGCAUUUGCUCUGCGAGCAUGGCCUCGAAGAUUUAUCUAUUUCCAGCUGCGGGAAAAACCCAUAUACGAUAUCCUCCCACAUGUUCUCCUGUAGAACACUCACCACCCUGUACCUGUACCACUGCACUUUAUCAGUCCCUCCGGAGUUCACCGGCCUCCGGAGCCUCCGAACCCUCGAGCUCAACGAUGUUGCCAUGAUGGACGAGGAGUUUGAGAUGAUGGUAUCCACCUGCUGGGCCUUGGAGAAUCUGAUCAUUUACAAUGCCUUCCAGAUCAAGAACCUCGUGAUACGUUCCAGUAGCCUCUCCAGGCUGGACGUCAUCACCCACAGGCCCCUCGGCGUUGUCGUACAGGAGGCUCCGUGCUUGGAUUCGGUCGCUGUCUCCUACUCCUACCACGAAGCAGAUGUGUACUGGAAUGACGUCGCCAACACUGAAUUUUAUCAUCCUGAGGGUGAAAUUGUAGAGAGCGAUAGCGAGGAUAGCGUGGAUAGCGAGGAUAGCGAGGAUGAAGAAGUGACCGAGGUCGACAGAUUCAUGUGGUUGGUGAUGGGGCUCGGCCACAUCGAGACGCUUAAACUGGAAUUUGAUACUGAAGCUGCCGAGUGCUUGGAGUUCCAAGGGCUGUUACUUGUUAGUUUGCCUUCGGAACAUCUCUUCAUGCAGUUGAAGAAGCUAGACCUGAAAAUGCACUUCAAUGACAGGUAUCUUGCAGCGAUGUUAGUAUCCAUACUCAAUGGUUCUCCAAACCUGGAAGAGAUUAAAUUUGAGAUGGAUAAGUUCCAUGAGUACACGGAAAUUGUUGAUGCAGAUUAUUGGGAUAAACAGAUACCUUCUGAGUGUGUGAGGAAUCGGCUGAAAACUUUUACACUAUACUUCAACUAUUGGUUCAAGAAGGAUUGCAUUAGUUUUCCUAAAUUUCUGUUGAUGAAUGCAACUGCUCUGGAAAAGAUGAGAAUCAUUUACGCUCUGAGAAAAAAGAAGAAAUCUUUAUUUUCGCUCUUCCAGGAAGAGCUGUUCAGCUUGCAAAAGGCUUCACCUGAUGCUGUAUUGGAGUUCAUACAUAUUGAUUAGGGUUCUUACUUUUGAAAAAAUGGGAAAAAAAACUAUGUUAUGUUUAUUACAUGCAGCCCAAAUUUUGUCAUAGCCUCUUAUUAGUACUUCUCUAUGGACUUGUAAGCGUUUUUCCUCACUAUCCUAUGUUUUGGAUACUUUUAUUUUCAGUCGUAAGAGAAGCUAUUACAUAAUGCUA
This is a messenger RNA of Elaeis guineensis (African oil palm), 1928 nucleotides long. RefSeq names its product putative F-box/FBD/LRR-repeat protein At4g13965. The record is from RefSeq and is a predicted model, not a curated record. Lineage: Eukaryota; Viridiplantae; Streptophyta; Magnoliopsida; Arecales; Arecaceae. Gene Ontology annotation, molecular function: protein binding.